Hyalella azteca is the source of this 1266-nucleotide messenger RNA. RefSeq lists its product as uncharacterized. NCBI's taxonomy places the organism in Eukaryota, Metazoa, Arthropoda, Malacostraca, Amphipoda, Hyalellidae. The coding region runs from base 77 to 1120 and encodes 347 amino acids. The transcript is spliced from 6 exons. The record is from RefSeq and is a predicted model, not a curated record.
AUUGGACUAUCAGAAGUCAAAGUUUGGGCACUUUAAAAAUGGUUGCUAGUUGUACCUCGGUUCUAACAAUAAGGUUAUGAUGAACCAGGAUAGACAGGUUUGUUCAGAGAAAAAUUGGAGUCUAUGGAACGCAGUGGUACAGAAGUAUCACAGCCGACAAGAUUCCCUCUUCGAUGAUUUGUUCGGUAAUAACAAAACUCUGCUCGGUAGCGCAAUGGUGCGCGAUCAUAAACAAUCACCUAACGCACCAUCAGUUCCAGUCACUCCUACAAGUGAAGUAACCGCGCUGAGUCCCAAGGCAGCGCAACGUGAGCUCAUCGACCUCCUGAAUAGAGCCACUGCUAGUUUGCCGCUCACAUACGAACCAUCCAAAGAUUUGCGACAACUUUUGACACAAAUCUGGCAGAAAGAUGACUUUGAUAUCACCCGAGCGGAGACGGAAGCUGCGUUAUCUUCCGACCGUCCGUGGGGCCUGGGACAACUAAGCAGUCACAGAGGGCUUCUACUUCCCGAAGAGUCGUUGCAGAACCUUUGCGACCGAAUCAUACGAGCAAAUCUUAACGAAGAGACGUUAGCAGCUACUGUGUUGCUAGUAGUCCUGCCAUCGGUUAGCCAAGCGUCAUCUCAAUUAUCGCACCCAACGAUGGCUUGUCUGUGUCGCCUGACUGAGCGGUCACCUGAGCUACUGACAAGAGCUUGCCUGGCUCCGGCUCUUGCUCACACCACCUCACCCUUCUGCCCUGACAUCGUCGCCAGGCUCGUCUCUAAGGUUGCCUUGGGCAUUGCACCUCAUGCGCAUCUACUGAUGAGGUCCGUAACGCAGCGAAGUGAGGUAUGCGAGCAAUACCUGCAAGUGCUGGAGGCCACGUGCGCCGUGCUGCCACCCUCUCCCCAACAGCUCCUCAUACACAGCAUCGCCACAGCCCUGCAGCGCGUAUGUUCAGGCCUUCCCACCACAAGCCCGCGUGUGGGCAGAGCUUUAUUGCUGGUGGUGAGCUCACUAUUGCCGCACCUGAAGAAUGUGGCUCCUACCACUGAAAUCCUGCAGCAAACUGCUGAUGCCCACGCAUCUCCUCUGCAGAGAGCAGUACAAGCCAAGCUCAAGAGGAUACGCUCUUGAAACUCGUUUUUUUUUCAGAUACUCAAAAUUUGUCGAUUUUCGUACAAAUUAAAAAUCUAUUUGAAUAAAUUAGUUAAACCUUUUGACUUAGCAUUAAAACCUGAACAUGGAUGUGUUGCAAGAUAUUCACUGAGGAAUAAGAGAUA